This is a messenger RNA of Prunus avium (sweet cherry), 1160 nucleotides long. Its product is annotated as protein TIFY 3B. Lineage: Eukaryota; Viridiplantae; Streptophyta; Magnoliopsida; Rosales; Rosaceae. The record is from RefSeq and is a predicted model, not a curated record. Gene Ontology annotation, cellular component: nucleus. Gene Ontology annotation, biological process: regulation of defense response; regulation of jasmonic acid mediated signaling pathway; response to wounding.
GUCGGGGCAUCUGUUCUUUAACACGUGGGAGAUUAAAAAACAGUGAAAUAAUUGAUGGUUGGUCACCGCUGGAAGCUUUUGAGUUGGUCCUCUCCUUGUGAAAGUUGUGAAGCAACCAAAAAACUCUUGAGGAGCAAAGAAAGAAAUGGAAGAAAAAUCUCAAGCUGGUGAUGUGAAGAAUCCCCCAGAGAUGGAGGAAAAGGUGGUUGGCCAAAGCCAGCCUAUCAAAACAGAGGAAGAAGCAGCUAAAGAAAAGGACCCAUCUUCUUCCCAUGAUCUGCCCAACAACAGCAACAGCACCAGAAAGAUCAUGCCGGCUCAGCUUACCAUCUUCUACGCUGGGAGUGUUAGCGUCUUUGAUGCAGUUACUGCAGAAAAGGUUCGUGAACUUAUGCUUAUCGCAGCAGCUGAUGCUGCAAAUAAGACUACUGAUGUUAAGAAUGGUGGGACAAGCGGUCCACCAAGUCCACUAGUUUGUACAGGGUCGUCUUCGCUGCAAAACUCUGCUCCUGGUUCACCAGUGGUCCAGCCCUACCCUGAUCAGAAGAGUUCCAUUUGCAAACUGCAAGCUGAAUUUCCCAUAGCAAGGAGACACUCUCUUCAGCGCUUCCUGGAGAAGCGACGGGACAGGUUGGUCAGCAAGAAUCCAUAUCCUACUUCACCCGCAACACAGGUGGAUGACGAUGCUAAAAUUAACCUCAGCAAUAAUGCCUCUCCAGGUUUGGGUUGCUUCAAACAAUCUGCCAUGGUGAAGGAGGAAAUGCAACCAAGUUCUGCUACUGCCUACCCAUCUUGAACUAAUAACAAAAUUUUCACUGGAUCAUGUGGAACGUUUUAUCUUUAUUUUUAGUCUCAGCAUUGCUAUCGUACUUUCGCAAAGACCUACAUUUAACUGGUGAUUAUUAUGUUUGACGUGCCUGUUCACAUAAUCGGGGCUCAUAUGCGUACAAGUUCUCAGUUGAUUUGAAACAAAAUGAAACCUCACAUGAUAGAUUGGUGAUUUUGUGUUCAAUUGCUGAUGGAGAAUUUGUAAACAUGUUUGUUUGCCCCGUUUAUGCCAAGGCAUUUAAACUGUAUUCGGAUUUGUAUUGUGUAGCAUGACUGUUUGUUUAUGACACUGUAAACUUGCCUAGAACUAAUGACAAACUAUUUGGUGUUAA